UUUAAUUAUAUCUUCAAUACUCUUCAUUUCAGUUUGUUAAAUGUGGCUAUGCUGGUUCCAAUUUCCCCUCCCAUAUAUUUCCAUCAUUAGUUGGGCACCCAAUUAUUCGUGCCACAAAUAAAGUAGGAAAUAUUGAAGUCAAGGACUUAAUGGUGGGAGAAGAGGCCAGUGCCCUUCGUUCAAUGCUUGAAGUGAAAUAUCCAAUGGAAAAUGGUAUUGUUCGUAACUGGGAAGAUAUGCUGCAUGUGUAUGAUUACACAUUUGGUCGAGACAAAAUGAAUAUUGAUACUAGCAAUAGCAAAAUUCUACUCACAGAACCUCCCAUGAAUCCAAUAAAAAACAGAGAGAAAAUGGUGGAGGUUAUGUUUGAAAAAUAUAAUUUCCAUAGUGUGUACAUUGCAAUUCAAGCUGUUCUAACAUUAUAUGCGCAAGGGUUACAGACAGGAGUAGUUGUGGAUUCUGGUGAUGGUGUAACUCAUAUUUGCCCAGUUUAUGAAGGGUUCUCUUUACCUCACUUAACACGGCGUCUUGAUAUUGCUGGUAGAGAUAUUACUAAAUAUCUUAUUAAGCUGCUGCUUUUAAGAGGUUAUGCUUUCAAUCACUCUGCUGAUUUUGAAACUGUUCGUAUUAUGAAAGAAAAGCUUUGUUAUGUAGCAUAUGAUGUAGUCCAAGAACAACAACUUGCUCUUGAAACAACCGUCUUGGUGGAGUCUUAUACACUUCCUGAUGGUCGAGUUAUAAAAGUUGGUGGUGAAAGAUUCGAAGCUCCUGAAGCAUUGUUCCAGCCCCAUCUAAUAAACAUUGAAGGUGUUGGUGUUGCCGAAUUACUCUUCAAUACUAUACAGGCAGCAGACAUUGAUACACGCACUGAAUUCUAUAAACAUAUUGUGCUGUCUGGUGGCUCAACUAUGUAUCCUGGCCUUCCUAGUCGUUUAGAAAGAGAACUCAAACAACUUUAUCUUGAACGAGUGCUUAAAGGAAAUUCAUCAAAACUUUCAAAAUUUAAAAUUCGAAUAGAAGACCCACCUCGCAGAAAGCAUAUGGUAUUUUUAGGUGGUGCUGUCUUAGCAGAUAUUAUGAAAGAUAAAGAUUCUUUUUGGAUGACUAAAGAAGAAUACAUGGAAAAAGGCCUAAGGGUUCUUGAAAAACUUGGUAUCAAUUCCAAAUAGUUUUAAAUAAUUUCUAGGUACACAAUACACAUAUACUGAGAAUAUUAUGCAUGCGUGUGCACGCACACACACACACACACUGACUUACAUUGUAAUCUUUUGAAGUAUUUGAUAAUGCAUAGUGUUGUGUACCUGUAAUAUAAAUGAAAAAGAUGCACAUGAUUAUGAACUACAAUGUCAACUAAAGUUGUUGGUCAGUCUAGUCUUCCACUGCCAUUUAAUUUAUCAGUAUCCUUUUAGGCUCUACUGAUUUUAAUCUAUCUCUUGUGGGAUUAGAUUUUUUUAUUUUUUGGAGCUUUAUUCUUAACUAACUUAAUCAGAUAUUUUAUUUUUACCUGGUAAAGUUAACUAUGUAUUGUAAUAUCCAAUUCUCAAUUGAGAAUUUCUAGCUUAAAUUUUUUUUUUUUUUUUAAAGCCUUGCCUUUAAUUUUCACAGCAAAACUCUACUUAUCUCAAAACAGCUUUUUGCCUGAGUAUCUAACAAUGGCAGGAAAGUAUUUCUGAAAAGUUAUUACCCAACAAUAUUUGAGUGAGUCCUGUCAUAUGUUGUAUAAAUUUAUCCCUUGUAAUGCAUGAUUAUCAGAUUGUUUUGAUUUUAAUAUGCCAUUAUACUGAUUGUAUAUCAUACAAGUAUUGAGAAACUAUACUUUAGACAUGGAUAGUAUCAUGAUGUUGGCAUACCAUAUGAGUAUUAUGAUGAGAAAAUUAGCUGUAGUCUUUGAAGGAAGUAAAAUGAAUGCUUCACAGCUAUAUAUGAUAUAAAGGGUAUAGCAUUAAUUGUUUGCAAAUCAUGUUAUGUGGAUUGCAUCAUAGAAACUGUAUAAUACUGUUCAUAUAGUAUAAGGAUUACUAUAUACUAUACACUCACUAUAUAAUAAAGAUUAUGAUAGAAUAAUUCUAUGGACCAUAUUGCAUAUUAGUUUAAUGAACUUUUACUAUAUGCUGGAUAUAACAAUGCUUGUUUAAUUGAAAGCCAUUUUUUAAAAUCAAGGCUUUUCGUUUUCAUAUUUUUUAUAUCAAAAGUUAAUCUACAUAAAAAGAAUGUUCUUAAAUGUUAGAUAAAAGUUUAAUGUUGACAGAUUUUUUAAUAAUUGAUAUCAAAAUAAUGUGAUUGUACAUCUGCUGGCUGAUAUUCUGACAGCCAGCAUUUAUCUUUGAGAUCGCUUCAACUACACAUAUUUUCAAAGCUUUUUAUUUUCUUCUGUUUAAUCUAUUCAAAUAUAAUUACCACCAAGUUUACGUACAACUAAACAAUAUGAGACUGUCGUUAUCAAUAAAACAGUCUAAAUUGUGACAUAUUGGAUGACUAAUUCAUUUAGCUAAAGAAAGGUCUUUUUUAUAUUUUAAGCAAUUUGUAUUGUACUUUAAAUGCCUUGUUAUUGGAAGACAUUAAAACAUAUUUGUAGAAUUUCUUUUA
This is a messenger RNA of Octopus sinensis (East Asian common octopus), 2586 nucleotides long. RefSeq names its product actin-related protein 2. The coding region runs from base 150 to 1169 and encodes 339 amino acids. Gene Ontology annotation, cellular component: actin cortical patch; Arp2/3 protein complex. The transcript has 7 exons. Gene Ontology annotation, molecular function: actin filament binding. Gene Ontology annotation, biological process: Arp2/3 complex-mediated actin nucleation. NCBI's taxonomy places the organism in Eukaryota, Metazoa, Mollusca, Cephalopoda, Octopoda, Octopodidae. The record is from RefSeq and is a predicted model, not a curated record.